Molecule: messenger RNA, 990 nt
Organism: Bipolaris maydis ATCC 48331
Lineage: Eukaryota; Fungi; Ascomycota; Dothideomycetes; Pleosporales; Pleosporaceae
Biological process (GO): transcription initiation at RNA polymerase II promoter
Cellular component (GO): transcription factor TFIIE complex
Molecular function (GO): TFIIH-class transcription factor complex binding
Source: RefSeq, a predicted model, not a curated record
CUACCCGUGUCGCCCUUCUACAGCCAUGUCUUUCCUUAAAGCGAACUCGUCAUCUGCAGCCAAUGCACCUUCGCCGACGCCAUCAACUUCGUCUGCAAGCGGCUCCAAGCGCAAGCGUCCUGCUGAUGGUGCGCCUCCAGUCGUCUACUCGCAGCCGCAGGACACGGGCACCGGCGAGCACGUCUUCACCCGUCUCACCUAUGUCAACGAUUUUCUGCGCGAGCGCAAGGAUAAAUGGCAUAGUUUUGAAGACAUUAUGGAAUACCUCAACAUCCCGCCUGGCCACAUCCAGCGCCAGCAGUUGCGCCAGCUAAUGCGUGCCGACAACCAAGGCAACCGGAUUUCAUGGGACUCGCAGAACGAGAGGUACAAGUACAAGAGCAAACUGGACAUUCAUAAUCGUGCCCAGCUCAAGGGCCACUUCCAGACGCAGAAGUCGGCCUUAGGCUUGCAGAUCAAGGACUUGAAGGACGGCUGGUCCAAUGUGGCCGAAGACAUUACCAAGAUGGAAGAGAAGAAUGAGGUGUUGGUGCGACGAGCCAAGGAUGGUGUUCCCAAGACGGUCUGGGCCAAUGACCCUUCUCUGAUGCUCCCCAUGGACCCAGUAUUUGCAAAAACAUGGCAUUCGGUCCAGGUCCCCGACAAUCCAGAGGAGCUGCGCAAGGUGCUUUUGGCCAACAAGAUGACAGCCGCUACCCAAGCAAAGGUCAUUGUCGCUGCCCCCACGACAAAAAAGAAGAAGGGCCCUCGCCGUGGUGGCAAACAGACAAACACGCACAUGAUUGGCAUUCUGAAGGAUUUCUCUGGCAUGAGAAAGUAGACUGUUUGAUUUUGCAUAGCGCGGCGUUUAGUUUCUGCUUUACAUAAUUAUGGAAAACGGCCUCUAACGAAGUUGGUCUGCUUUUCGCUGAACUUGUACGAUACACAUGGUAGGCUUCACUAGGUAAGCCUAUUAUAGACCGAAUACAAGAAAAUGUUGUUUAAUUGAAA